CGUGGCAAAACGGAGCUGUGGUCAAUUCAGAUGUUAUGAGUCUACAGGUCAAGAAUUUCACACCAAGAAAUAUUGACCAACUGGUUACAAUUACAUUGACGCUGAAAAAGACCGGAUAUAUCAAUCCAGUAUGUGUUUUCUGGGAUUUCAAUAUCACACGAUUGGGUCAACGCGGCGGCUGGUCGACCGAAGGGUGCAGACUUGCGAACUUCACCGACAACGCAGCAACUUGUCAGUGUAACCACCUGACAAACUUUGCAAUUCUUAUGAGCCCAAUUACAAUUUCACCGGAGCACGCAAAGGCGCUUGGGAUCGUUUCCGCCGUAGGCUGUGCUGUCUCUAUCGUCUGUCUGAUUAUCACGCUUGUCAUUCAUGCCUUGGUCUGGAGAUUCGUCCGCUCUGACAGGGUGAUCGUUGUCAUGCAUCUCUGCGUUGCCUUGCUCUGCGCCCUGAUCGUCUUCCUCGGAGGAGUCAACCGAACGGAAAGAAGGGACGCAUGCGUGGCUAUCGCAGCUGCCAUCCAGUACUUCUUCCUGGUCAUGUUCUUCAUGAUGUUGCUGAUUGGUCUUGAGAUUUUGCUUUGCGUCGUGCACGUGUAUAGGACCAAGUUCAGAGCCAAGGUCCUCUUACCGCUUGCAUGGAUCGUUCCAGGCAUAAUAGUUGGCGUUUCACUUGGCAUUACAAAAACACGGGGGUAUGGAAAUAGUACAUACUGCUGGUUGGAUAUCUCCUCCGGACUUAUUUGGUCAUUUGUGGGACCAGCGUUGCUCAUCAUUUGUGUGAAUAUAUUAGUAGUUAUCGUCGUAUUUAAACGCAUGUCGUCGUUAGCUGCGAUGAAAAACAAAACUACGAAAGAACAACUCAAGACGUGGUUGUACAGUUUAUGCGUGUUGUUGCCCGUAAUGGGCCUAACGUGGGUGUUUGGUGUUUUGGCAAUCAAUGAAGGCACGUUGAUAAUGCAGUAUAUAUUCGCUGUAUUGAAUGGUCUUCAGGGCUUCUUCAUAUUUCUCUUCUACUGUGUCCUGAAUAGACAGGUUCGAGAUGCUCUCAGAAGACGGCAAGACCGGAAGCGAAGUCUCCAGACGCUGUAAACUAACUUGCAGAGACAGUCGCGGGUUUCGAGAUAUGCCCCAGAAAAAAACGACACAAAUCCCGACGGCUUGACAGACAGCGUUAUUCUAGCAAACCCGCUUACAACGUGGUUUAUGGGAAAUAUAUCAAGAAAUGAAAUGGAAUUAAAAUGAAACUAAAAAGAAUUGAUAUUGAGGAGCGAAAAACUAUGAAAAACGAAUGCAUGUGGAAUUAUAGUGAAUGUGUAAACGUUUUUAUAUAAAUAUGUAAGUGUGUGUGUUCAGUAUUAAAGUAACGAUUGAAA
Molecule: messenger RNA, 1375 nt
Organism: Dreissena polymorpha
Lineage: Eukaryota; Metazoa; Mollusca; Bivalvia; Myida; Dreissenidae
Product: adhesion G protein-coupled receptor B2-like
Exons: 12
Coding region: 36-1091 (351 amino acids)
Biological process (GO): adenylate cyclase-activating G protein-coupled receptor signaling pathway; cell surface receptor signaling pathway; negative regulation of angiogenesis
Cellular component (GO): membrane
Molecular function (GO): G protein-coupled receptor activity
Source: RefSeq, a predicted model, not a curated record